AGCAUCAACUGGGAUGGAUUUGUAUUGAUUUCUUUAAUAACCAUUACUCAUUCAAGGCUUCAUUGAUGAAUUGGCCUUCAAUAACAUAUACUGAAAUGUAUGUCCUUUUCACUGCUCUGUUAGUAUCACCACAUUCUUCUUCUAUCAAUAUUUUUUCAGAUAAUCAGGCUACAAUCAACAGAUUUUUUAAAUACGUUUUAAAUAAUGAUCUCUCAGCUAGAAAAUUUGAAAAGAUACCCAAUUACUUUAUUUAG
Molecule: messenger RNA, 254 nt
Organism: Funneliformis mosseae
Lineage: Eukaryota; Fungi; Glomeromycota; Glomeromycetes; Glomerales; Glomeraceae
Source: the annotation of a GenBank genome assembly